Molecule: messenger RNA, 3021 nt
Organism: Nilaparvata lugens (brown planthopper)
Lineage: Eukaryota; Metazoa; Arthropoda; Insecta; Hemiptera; Delphacidae
Gene: DPCoAC
Product: mitochondrial coenzyme A transporter SLC25A42
Exons: 8
Coding region: 451-1374 (307 amino acids)
Biological process (GO): transmembrane transport
Source: RefSeq, a predicted model, not a curated record
CAGCUGACUUGUGUACAUAACCUUCAAAAAUAUUUAUUCAUCUCACUUUUUUGCUUGUUGUUAGUUGUUCAAACAAAUAUUUUUAAUUAGUUGGUAUUGUCGAGAUAAAAGACUGAAUCGAAUUCUUUUCUAUCGUCGAAUGAGGCUGAAUCAGAAUACUGAAACGAAUUGAAAUCUACGGUAAAAUAUUACGAUGUCAGUGGGAAAUUUUGUAACUGUCAUUGCAGACGACAGACUACAAUAACUUUUGUUUUUGAAGUCAAUCAAAGUUGAAAUUGGUUCAUCAUGUUGAGAUAUUGUAACAUUUUAUUAAAGAACACAAUAGUUCAAUUUAAUUAAGAUGAAAAAGAGAACCCGAAAUACAAACUAAUUUGUUUUGACCAAAUAGGAGUUACUCAUGAAUGUCAAUAAUCAUAAUCACAAUCAAAUUCCAAUUUUCCCUGCAACAUUAUGGGAAGACGUGAACUAGAAAAAGAUAUCCAGUUGACAAAUUUUGAACGAAUUUUGGCGAGUUUGUCGGCGGGGGCUGUGGCGGGGGGGUUGGCCAAAACCACUGUUGCCCCCUUUGACAGGACCAAGAUACAUUUUCAGAUCUCGAGCACGAAACAGUACAGCACUCGGAAGGCGAUUAGGUUUCUGGUGGACUGCUACCGCAAGGAGGGCCUGAGAAGCCUAUGGCGGGGCAACAGCGCCACGAUGGCGCGAAUCAUCCCCUAUGCGGCCAUUCAGUUCACGGCACACGAACAGUGGAAGCGGUUGUUGGGGGUGGACGCUGUCACAGCUCAUAGCAGUAGUUCGAAAAAGCGAUUUCUUGCUGGAUCGCUUGCUGGAGUGACGUCACAGGCGCUGACUUAUCCCCUGGACCUGGCCAGGGCUAGAAUGGCAGUAACUGGCAAGGAAUGCUACAAUUCGCUCAUUGAGGUAUUUUCAAAGACGUGGCAUGAUGAGGGUAUGAGAGGUUUCUACAAGGGGUUUGUGCCGACAGUGUUGGGCGUCAUCCCAUAUGCUGGCACCAGCUUCUACACCUAUGGAAUGCUCAAACUGUGGUACACAGAUAAGUUUGCCAACCCGCACCCGUUGCUGAACAUGGUAUGUGGCGCAUGCGCAGGAAUGCUGGGCCAGUGCACCUCCUAUCCUCUGGACAUAGUCAGGCGACGCAUGCAGACUGCUACCAUAACUGGCGGAGAAUACAACUCAACAAUACAAUCCAUACGAAAAAUAUACAGGGAGGAAGGAAUAAAGAGAGGUUUCUUCAAAGGACUGAGCAUGAACUGGAUAAAAGGACCGAUAGCUGUGGGAAUCAGUUUUGCAUCUUUCGACUACGUCCACUUGCUAACAAAGAGUGCCCUCAGCAAGACCCACCAUCUUUCCUGAGAGAUCAUUCAUUCAUUCAUUCAUUCUUGUCUUAUAGAACAGUAAAUACGUACUUCUGUAUCCUUCUGGCGUAUUUCUUGAAGGUAGCGGUCAAUUAUAAUUAGUUGUUAGGCGCGUUUUUAACUUUAUUAGUACGACACAUUGAAGUGUGAAAGUCAUUUUUUGUUUAGGUUACUUUAUUUUAUCUAAAUAAUUUAUUGAUUUUUUGUUGUAUGUGACGGUGGUGAGGCCUAAAGUAUAUGUCUAUAGCGUAGAAAUAUAAUAUAUUCCGAUUAUUUAUAGAAAAGAUCAGCGAAUGAAUCAAUUUUUAAACCAUGGAUUCUAUUUAUAGUUUUGUUAAAAUUUAUUAAGUUUGAAACUCACCGAUCUAUUUUAUAUGAAUUUUUAUGACAAAAGCCUAUAUUGAUUUUAUGGCUUGAAGCUAUAUUGUAUAAAUAUGAGAACAGUUACUAUUAUACAGUAAACUGUGGAAAUGAGUAAAUGAUUUAUUGGAAAAUAAUUUAAAUAUUCAUUAUUAGGUGGAGUUAAGAGACUUUUCUACCACUAAACCUUGAAUUUAUUUUAUUCGGAGAGAAAAAUAAGAAAUUAAAUAGUCGUGUAUUUGUACCAUUAAUCAACAUCUAAAUCUAAAAUGUAAGUUCUGAAUUCCACUUGCUGAUGUAAGUUUGAAGAUUUGCUUCUUUCUAAACUAUUUUUCUGUUCAAUUUUGUAAAUAUAAUUUCAAAAGUAAUGACCUUCAUUUCUUAUUAUUCUUAUUUUGAUAGUAUAUUGUAUGAUCUUAAUAUUAAUGCGCAUUGCUUAAAAGCAAAUAAUGGUAUAAAAUUAACUAAUUGAUUAAAAAUUAACACUACGUGUUAGGUAAUUAAUUUUAAAUUGAAUUUAAUAGUUCUCAAAAUCCACGCACAAGCUUCGAUCUCAUACCUAAAUACUCUCAUAAAAAGCAUUCAAAACUGAUUAUCAUAUUAUUAAUUAGGGUACUACGCAGAAUAUUUUAAAAAUCUUUAUAAAAUCUACUUGAAAACAAAUUUAUUGCGAUGAACUAAUUCAAUGCAAAUUCUAGUCAUCUAUCAACGAAACAUUGAAUAGUGCAAUACUUCCAGAAAUGUGCCUUCUUCAUUGUCAUUCACUACACUAAAUAUAUUAUGUAGACUAAUAUAUUACUAUAUAAUAUAGACCAUCAUUGAAACUGUAUUCUAUCCCAUACUAUUAUUACAAAUAUUUUUCAAGUUGCAUUGCUCGCUCACUUUCCUCAAAUUUUUUAAUCAAAUGAAAUAGGAAUUAUUCUUAUGUUGAAUUUAAUUCCAAUAUUUGCUUAUUGAAUUUUCUAAAAGAAAGUUAUAUAUCACAGCAAUAAAUUAAAUAUUCUAAAUACCUUCAGAAUCAUAUUUUAUAGAUACCUAUCUAAAAGUACUUUGUUUAAAUUAAAUAUAAUCAUUCCUUUAAUUAAAUCAUAUUACAAGCGUAUGAUAUCAGUAUAAUCUCAAUUAACUCAGAUAAUUUGUAUGUGUUUUUGUAUCAUAACUUAUUACUGAGAUUCAAUUAUCGUAUAUUCAAUCAUCUAAUUGAAUACAGUGCCUACAGUAAUUGUAUAUUUUGCCACCUUGAGCUGUAGAGUUAAUCCCACCUAAAAUAAAAACAUUGAAUUUG